AUGCUCAAAAAUGGUGAGAACAACCUGAUGUGCCAACUGGAGAGAACGAAGCCUACGGUGGAAAAUGUGACUCCAAUUUCGCUAUACCAACAAACACAGCCGAGAAUGAAAGGCGUAGCCCUGGACCAACAAAACGAAUUGCCUAUCUUGUAUGGUGGCGGCAGAGAAUUGCUGGUUGGUCUUAUACCGCCUCCGGGCGAGCCAUUGGAACGCAGUUGCGUCGAAGUGGCAGAUUUCUUUGUCCUGAGUACAUGCAUGGUGGUGUGGAUAAACUCGCAAGAAAUUGGAUUACAGAUUCCGUACCAAAACGUGGUGUACCACGGAACCCGUUUGAUCGAGGACGAGAGUUUGCAUACGGGUGCGAGUGUUGAAAUUGUGCUGACGAUUCAACGGGAUGCGACACUAGAUCAGCUCUUCCCACCUGGAGAAGGAAUGGCAGCGCUGGGGCCGGAGUAUCCGAUGUCAACCGUGGAGCUGGUACUGAGACCGCAAUACGGCGAAUUUGACCGUGUUUAUAACGACGAGCUGGAAAUGCUAUUUACGUUCGGGGAGUUCGGGCUGAAUCGUGGCGAUAGGAUGGUGUCGAACUGCAACGCAGCGAUCACGCGGUGCAUGGACCUGUACUAUGUGGAAGACGACAGCAGCGAGGAAUCGGAGCCAGUGGAGGACUACUGCGGGGGUGAAACACAAUAUACUGGGGUGAGUGACUUGCGCAACGCGGUUUACAGUAACUCGGGCGCGGCAGACGAUCUUGACGUGGAGGGUGACAGUGGUGCACUGAAAGACGGGGUAGAGGCUGGCAUGGCGCUGGAAUUCUACGAAAAUGUGCCGCUGGCGGUGCGGAGACAGUUGUGGGACGCCGAAUCGCGUGGGGAAACCAAGAAAUUUAAGAGCUGA
Messenger RNA from Lachancea meyersii CBS 8951, 897 nucleotides. The record is from the annotation of a GenBank genome assembly. NCBI's taxonomy places the organism in Eukaryota, Fungi, Ascomycota, Saccharomycetes, Saccharomycetales, Saccharomycetaceae.